Knipowitschia caucasica is the source of this 669-nucleotide messenger RNA. The record is from the annotation of a GenBank genome assembly. Lineage: Eukaryota; Metazoa; Chordata; Actinopteri; Gobiiformes; Gobiidae.
AUGCCGUCUUUGCCGUGUGAAGAAGAAAAUGCAAGUGAAGAGGCUAACGAGAUGGCGUCGGAUCAUGCUGCGCUAUCAACUGUGGACGUGGCCCUUGCACUUCAGGAGAUACGGCAGGGGAAUCAAGCCCUCUCUCACAGGAUGGACAUACGGACGGCGGAGAUGAAUGAGUCUAUAUCUGGACUGACGGGCAUGCUUGAUGGGCUGACAUCUUGCGUCACCGAUGUGGAGGACCGUAUCGGGGCAGCGGAGGAUCAGCUAGCUGAUAUGAGCGCCGAGCUGCAGAAGCUAAUCAAAGACAACACGUUCUUACUGGAUAAAGUUGAAUCGCUCGAGAACUACAGCAGGCGUAAUAACAUUCGGAUCGUAAAUCUACGUGAAGGCUGUGAAGGAUCUGACCCGGUUUCAUUUUUUGCAAACUGGCUGCCAAAUAUAUUGGGCCGCGACUACUUCGCUAAACCUCUGGUGAUAGAACGAGCGCAUCGGACCCUCGCCCCGAAGCCAUCCGCAGGCGAGAAGCCGAGAGCAGUACUGAUACGCUUCCUGAGUUAUUGGAAUCGAGAGAAUGUACUUGGUAUCGUUGCCAAUCUGACCCAGGCAAAUAAAAGUCCCAUCUUGUUCGAGGUAGGGCUGCAACGAUUAGUCGACGUUGUGGACAAAAAUCGAUAA